This is a messenger RNA of Salvelinus fontinalis (brook trout), 8677 nucleotides long. RefSeq names its product rho guanine nucleotide exchange factor 17-like. The coding region runs from base 517 to 8433 and encodes 2638 amino acids. The record is from RefSeq and is a predicted model, not a curated record. Gene Ontology annotation, biological process: actin cytoskeleton organization. Lineage: Eukaryota; Metazoa; Chordata; Actinopteri; Salmoniformes; Salmonidae. The transcript is spliced from 20 exons. Gene Ontology annotation, molecular function: guanyl-nucleotide exchange factor activity; protein binding.
UGUUCCCUCAUUCUCAGGCAUUUGCAUUCAAAAACAUAAAUCACUCAAUUAUGUCAACAAAAAUAAGGAAUAUAGCAACAGUUCGGGAUUAUAGUGAAUUGUGAGUUUAGGGCAAUCCGCGUGGAUAAAGCGAUGGGAAAGAGUCUGGAAUAUGGGGGAAUCUAUGGAGAAAAAAACCCCUGCAUAGUUGAAGGGAGAAACGUUUGGACAAACUUUUGCCCUUUUUCGUCGUGCUUGGAUGCGAUUCGAGAGGACAUAUUGUAAGGUCAGAAUGCAGAAUAGUUAUCUAUUUCUUUCACUUUGUUUACUCCAUAAUUCACUCUCCUUUUAGUGUGAACGAUUUGGCCUCUUUUCAGUGGAGUAGAGAGAAAAAUCCUUGCCAGCAAGUUGUGGUUAAAAAGUAGACUAUUGUACUUGUUUGAAAGGGGGUGAAAACCUGGGGCACUGCAAAAAUAACAAGUACUGUAUCAAUGAAUUAGCAAAAGGAGAUAAACGAACAAAAUAAAGACGUGCACCAUGGCAGAAAAGGAGAAGGUGUAUCGCAGUGUCUCUUUCAACAAGUUAGGUUGUAGCGCGAACAAAAGUUGCUGUGAAGAACAACUAAACAAAACAACGAUUUUGGAGGGUAGUAGCAGCGCCCUUCCCCCUCCGUCUACAGCAGCGGCGGAGAAAGCGCAGCCCUCGGCUAUGCGUAAUGUUAGUGUGUCAAGGAAAGUUUCCAAAAUCUCCGCUGCAAGCCUCCCAACCUCAGAGCUAAAGAAAGCCUCUUCCACUCCUCUCUCCUCCAUUUCUCCCUCUAUUCGCCAACUCACUGAGAAGUUCAGUAGCACUAAUUCGUCUCGAACGCAUGGAGCUCCGAGCCCUGGCAGUAACGUUGCCGGGAAAAGCACAACUUUACCCAGGGUUAAAAGCAGCAGGGGAGAAGGGUCCCCAUCUCGGAAAUCAUUCCAUGAGGACAGUGGAUAUUUACAAGUUACUGACACGGUUUUAACAGUGUCUCCGGAUGACACUAAAGUUCACGAACAGAAGUGUUAUUCAGGCACAGACUCGGUCUCUGGAUCGGAUUCGGAGAGAAAUCAAAAAUGGAUGUAUACUCGCAAAUGUUCUCAAGGCAGCGUUGGGGCUGGUAAAAUAGAUAAUUCCCAAAUUGAUCCGUCUGUCUCUUAUAACAAUAACUGCAGUAAGACUUCGAACACUGAGGAUUACGUUUUUGUCAGUGGGGUGCGUGCCUGCAAGUCACACAGGAGCUAUUUCCCAAGUCACCAUGGAGAUUCUCCUGUUCACGUUGACCUAACCUACUGGCCCAGUGUCACCAAGAUCAGAGAGCUUUUUGAUGCAGAGGAUUUAAAAUCUGCUGACCACCUCCAGCACUCCGCCAGCUCUAAAGACAACUCUUUAGCAGACAUAAGCGACAGGCAGUCUCCCAACAGCCCAGCCCCCGAAGCCACUAGCCUCUCACUGCCAGACAGACACCUCAGCAGGGCUGCGUCCCUGGGCAGAGAGAGGAGACACCAGGGCAUGGACUCAGCCUUUCGCCCUGACCAGCACUACUCAGACGAGGCAGAGAUUGAGCCAGCCAGCACUAUUAUUAGUAGAAGUGGUAGGUUUUUUAGCGUGGCCCAGGCAUCAAACACGCACAGAGCCCACAGCCCCAGCAGUGGAGGAGAGGGGCCUGAGACCUGGACUUCUAGUCUGAACUCUGACCCUCCACCCUCUGACCUCGCCGCUGCACCCGCUCCCCCACCUCGGAGCAACUCCGUGGGCCUCUCCUCCUCCCGUGCCCGCCCCGCUGGAGAGCAGAGGCAGAGCCAGGGGGCCGGGCAGCCCAGGGACAGUUUACAUUCCUCACAUAGCUCCUCCAGACCGGUGGCCCCCUCCUCUGAUAGAGCUUCAGCCAGGGCAGCCAUCACAGCCCGCUGGAGGUUCAGCUCAGGAGACGAAGAAGAGGAGUACCACCGAGCAGGAGGAAGGAGCGCUCGCUCGUUAGGUGUCAGCAGAGGUUACCUCUCCCGCGGUAAGAAUGGCUGGUGGGGUGGUAAGGUCCUUGGCAGGUCUUCAGGCAGUGAGGAGGACAACCCUGCUUCACUAGGACCCAGCCGAGACACUGUGAGACGCCGCUCACUUAGAAAAAAGAAGAACAGCGAGGUUGCCGUAGCAACGGGGAGAGACGAUGGCGAAUCAGACGACAGUGACGACGAGCAGAUGGGUAUGAUGGAACACCUUGAGAGACACCAACAGAACAUCACCCCAGAACAGACUGGGAGCUCCCGGAACCGGCUCAGAGAACCCAAAGCCUCUAGCACCUGUGCAGCACAGUGGGGACGCAAUUCCACUCCUAACCAGAUGGGCGCUCAGGGGAGCUACAGACGUAAAUACACAUCAGGCGGGGCGGGGACAUCUCGCAUGACCACACCCCUCCCAGGGGUGUCGCGGGUGUCAAAGGUCAACAUCUCGUCAUUUAUUUCGAGUCCCGGCGGCUCACAGAGCCGCAGUAGAUACUGUAGCACCGAGACACUGAAAGAAGAGGACCAAGCUAGCUAUGCUAACAGAAAGGUGAACUGUAAUGCUACUACCCCAGGCAGUGUGGUUGGUGCAUCCUCCUCCAUGCUCAGUAAGACCUACCACGGUAACUUCACCAUGUACCGCUCCCCCAGCUUCGGACACGGGGAUAACUUUUCCCACGCCCCUGUUAAAGGCCAACCCCGCAUUCUUCCCCCUGUCAAUCCCCCAUCCCCAGCCACAGGGGACACUGGAGGGGUUGCUAGGGAGGAGACUACAGUGUUCCGUCGGUUGCUAAGUGGUGGCGUAGUCGGUGAUAAGGACAAGAACAGGAUGUCAAUGUCAAACCCGGACAUCGCCUCGGAAACAAUGUCCCUCCUCAGCUUCCUGAAAAGUGACCUAUCAGAUCUCAGAGUUCGAAAGACGGACAGGUCAGGGGUUACUGAGGGGUCAUCUACGGUGUACAGGAUGGGGUCAAGAGGCCUCUACCCAGGACUCCGCCCUUCAUUAAAGGACCUCACUGCAACUCUCAGACGUGCCAAAUCCUUCACUUACUCUGAUAAACCAGUAGGGAGGCAACAUCCAGCCGAGUCCUCGGCCAAAAGAAGCUCUUCUGAGCAACGUCUGGAUCAAGACGAAGAGAGGGAUGGAGGGAGGGGGGCGGUGCCCGACAGAGAGGUGGAGAGUGAUGGAGGAGACUGCAGAGCAGGGGGUUAUGGGUAUGAGGAUGUGAUGCCCACUCCGCUGCAGGACCGGUAUGUCCAGGAGGCCAGGCAGGUAAUCAGAGAUAUCUGCCAGAUGAGCGCUCGCAAGGAUGUUGACGAUGAUGAUGAUGUGCUAGCGACAGAUGGCACUGAAGACGAGGGUUUCAAAAGAAAACAAGUGGAGGAGCAGGAGAUAAAAGAUAGCGAGGGAGGUGAAUUAAAAGAGGAGAGGAGAACUAGAGAGGCUGAGGUUGCCGUUUCAGGGGAAAAAGAGAGGAGGGAGGGGAGCGCUAGAGAGGCUGAGGUUGACAUUGGGGCAGCCUCCGUUUCAGGGGAACAAGAGAAGAGGGAGGGGGAAUGUGAAAACAGGGAAAAAGAGAAGUGCCAACAGAAGGGAGAUUCUGAGGAGAACGUGUUUUAUGACCGUUCUGUUGAUGAGCUAUCGGGUCACGAGUCGAGCCUCACAGACGAGGGCAUAGUCACAGAACCAGAGACUGGACCUGGUGACCCUGAGAGGUUAUUUGUCAGGUCAAGUUUAGGAUCAUCGUUGGCCAGAGAUGUGCUGGGUCAACCCCUGACCAUCUGGAAGCAGUCUGCUCUGCAUGAGGAGGAAUGGCCAGGGUUAAACGAGGGGAUGAGAGGGGGUUUAGGGUUAAACGAGGGGAUGAGAGGGGGUUUAGGGUUAAACGAGGGGAUGAGAGGGGGUUUAGGGUUACACGAGGGGAUGAGAGGGGGUUUAGGGUUAAACGAGGGGAUGAGAGGGGGUUUAGGGCUACACGCAGGAGCGAGAGAGAAACGAGAGGACCCUGACUCAGUUCCUGCCCUUGGGGUUGAGAGUGAGAGCAUUGCUGUAGUAACAGAGAUGAUCGGUGUCAAUAACAACAACAGUACUAGCGGGAGGGCCAAUGUAUCCCAGAGUGCCUCAGGACUUGAGGCUCCUCCCACUCCGAGCGCUAUCCGCCGCCGCCGUAAGUUCUCCUCAACCGGGAAUACGGGCUCUGACUCCAGUAACGGCAGCAACGGGGAGUCCAACGGGAACGGAGAUCCUACUGUUUACCGUUCGCUAAGCGACCCCAUGCCUCACCGGUGCCACUCUGUGUCAGAAGAAGGGAAUAACAGUUUCUCUGUGGAUAGUAACCUGCUGGGGUCGCUCUCUCUCUCCUCCAAGGGGGCAGGAGGAGUCAGAGGUGGAAGUGUCCCAGAGUCGUCCUCUGCAGCUGAUCUAUCAGAGUGUACGGGCAGCGCGGCCAGCGACCUAUCGCUGUGCAGUGAUGGUGGUCUCCGUGACGACUACAGCAAUGUGAUCCGGAGCAUUGUUGCGGAGCCAGGAGCGAUGGACAGACUGAUGACGGAUGACAAGAACAACGGGAAAGCCACGAAGAAGAAGUCCUUCUCUGACCCCAGUCGCCGUGGUGACGGCCCCCUGCUUGAUGAACCAGGGUUCAAAAGUCACCAUCACCCUAAAGAACCAGUCAGUGAGCUGGAUCAGCCUGGUCAGAUCCCGCCCUCCAGCAGUGAGCCAAUCCUGAGUGAGCAGAGAGAUGAGCUGUGGGAGCUCGGAGAUGAAUGUGGACGCCCAUUAAUUAGUCGUCAUGGCAACAAUGAAGGCGGGAAAUUCCGCUCCCAAUCAGAAAGGGAGGUGCACUCCUGUCUCCAUGGUGAUGACACAGACGGAGUGGGAGGAGGGGAGAUAUUGAACUCUGACCUCAAAUUAGCGGAGGUUGUGUCUCCCGGAAUGGGCUGGCGGACCUACAGGAAACGCCCCAACUGGGUCACCCAAUCAGCAUCAGAGGAGCCGGACCACUCGAAACCAGGUUCAGAGGACCAGGAUCAAGACCAGACUGAUCUCACCCCCCCAUUGCCCCCCCCCAGACCCAAAACUAGGUCCAAGCACGUCCGCCACGCCAGCGAACCUGCCACCUUCAUCCCCAUCUUCCCACCUCCACAGCCCCAGCGAGCCCAGGGGAAUCCGCCUUCCCUACCACCCGCCUGUGAACCCUCCAUCCUGGGUAAGCCCACCAGUGAGGAGGCCCCCUCCCUGGAAGAUGUGACCAAGCGGUAUAUUCUGGCCCUGACUGCUCCAGGGGGCGAGAGCGAGCCGUCUGGUUCUGAGUCUGGGUCUAGAGGAACGGUGCCUGUACCAGACGGGUCCAACUCCAGCCCUGCUACUCCCAGUGGUGCCAGAGAACCCAGACUGCAGAGGAAGAGCAGUGAAGAGCUGACCCCACCAGCCCCACAGAGAGCCAAACCCAGAGUGGAUAUGAGAAGACAUGUCAUGAUGACCCUCCUGGACACUGAGCAGUCUUAUGUGGAGUCGCUCCGGACACUCAUACAGGGCUAUAUGCGGCCUCUGAAGCAGCCAGACAGUGGAUCCCUAGUUGAUCCCUCAUUGGUGGAUGAGAUGUUCUAUCAGAUCCCAGAGAUCCUGGAGCACCAUGAGCACUUCCUGGAACAGGUCACCGGCUGCAUUAGCCAAUGGCACGACAGACAGACCGUGGGUCAGUUGCUUAUCCAAUCGUUCUCCAAAGAGAUUCUUGCUAAUAUUUAUUCAGCAUACAUCGAUAACUUUCUGAACGCCAAAGACGCAGUGAGGAUCGCAAAGGAGGCCAAGCCGGCAUUCCUCAAGUUCCUGGAGACCAGUAUGCGUGAGAACAAGGAGAAGCAGGCCCUGGGUGAUCUGAUGAUCAAGCCUGUCCAGAGGAUCCCCCGUUAUGAGCUGCUGGUCAAGGAUCUGUUGAAGCACACUCCUGAGGAACAUCCAGACCACCCGUUGCUAUUGGACGCCCAGAGAGACAUCAAGCGAUUGGCUGAGAAGAUCAAUAAGGGUCGUCGCUCUGCGGAGGAGGUGGAGAGAGAGACACGCGUCAUGCAGGAGAUAGAAGCCCACAUCGAGGGAGUAGAACACGUCAGAGAUAUCCUUAACCCAAUGAGGAAGUUCCUGAGACAGGAGAUGGUGAUGGAGGCGAAGACCGUGGGGGGUAAGAAGGACCGCUCUCUCUUCCUCUUCAGUGAUCUGCUCAUCUGCACCACCCUCAAGAGGAAGUCUGGAUCCCUGAGACGCAGCUCCAUGAGCCUGUACUCUGUUGCCAGUGUGAUCGAUACUUCCAGUAAAUAUAAAUUCCUGUGGAAACUUCCCCUAGAGGACGUGGAGAUGGUGAAAAGCCCCUCCCAGGCAACCAACAAAGAGACCAUCCAGAAGAUGAUUGGUCGACUGGAUGAGGACCUGAGUACACUGGGACAGAUCAGCAAACUAUCAGAGACUCUCAGCUUCCCUCACCAGUCUCUGGAUGAUGUGAUAAAGGACCUGAUGGUGUCAGUCCACAGGGAGCUUGCAGAGAAACAGUCUCUAGCCUUCAGUAUGACCUUCCUGCCCACCAAGCUGGAGCUGACCACCGCCUCGGCAGAAACCAGCUUCGUGUUUGAGUUCAGCUCCCCAGACACACGCAGCAACUUUCAACAGGCCUUCGAAGAUGCCAAGAAGAAACUGGCAAUGAAUAAGGACCAGUGGGACCCAGAGUUCCUGAAGGCUAUCCCCAUUAUGAAGACCCGUAGUGGGAUGCAGUUCUCCUGUGCCUCCCCCAGCCACAGUUGUCCAGAGAGCAGCAGUGAGGUGUGGGUGUGUAACAGUGAUGGUUACGUGGGCCAGGUGUGUCUGCUCAACAUCAGAGACCAGCCCACUGUAGAGGCCUGUAUCGCUGUCUGCUCUGCCAGGAUCAUCUGCAUCGCCGCGGUCCCUGGACUCAAGGGGAGGGAACGUGGAGUGGAGCACUCCCCAGCCCCUCCCCCUGUAGCUGUUGACUCCACCCCAUCCCGGCAGCAGCAGCUACACAUCUCCAUCUCUCAUUCGUCGCUGGAGCUGACCGAGCCCCCUUCAGGGGCGGGGCCAGAGUUAGUUCCAUUUGAUAGUGAUGACACAGACGAUGAAGAUUCUCCUAGCCCCUCCUCCACACUGCAGAGCCAAGCCAGUCACUCUACAGUGUCGUCCAGCUAUGGCAAUGAGGAGGGGUCAGGUUCUAAGGACAUGGCUACAGAGACCACCAGUAGUGAGGAGGAGCAGGACUACCCGGUGGCCAGUCCUUAUGGAGCUCCAGGCAGGCCAGGGGUGGGUGGAAGAGGUCGACCCCACAGCGAGAGCCCCAUGGACGGGAGAGCCAUGCGCCGCUCCUCCCGGGGAUCCUUCACUAGAGCCAGUCUGGAGGAUCUGCUCAGCAUUGACCCGGAGGCUUACCAGAGCUCUGUGUGGCUGGGCACAGAGGACGGAUGUAUCCACGUGUACCAGUCAUCAGACAACAUCCGGAACCGUAAGAACAGCAUGAAGAUGCAGCACUCUGCCCCCAUCCUGUGUGUUCUCUACCUGGACAACAAGGUGUUUGUGUCCCUGGCCAACGGAGAUGUGAUCGUCUACCAGAGGGAGGUGGGGAGUUUCUGGGACGCCCAGUCAUCUCAGACGUUGAGUCUGGGCACGCCCAGUAGUCCUGUCACUAAGAUGGUCCCGGUCGGAGGGAAGCUGUGGUGUGGUUCACAGAACCGCGUUCUCAUCAUCAACACAACCACACUGGUGCAAGAGCACUGGUUCCAGGUGGGCACAGACAGCAGUAGGUGUGUUACCUGCAUGGUGAGCUACGGCCAGGGGGUGUGGCUGGCGCUCCAGGGUAGUGCCCAGAUUAGACUUUACCACGCCCAGACCUGGGAGAGCCUGACAGAGGUGGACGUGGCCCCCGCCGUGCACAAGAUGCUUGCAGGUUCAGAUGCGAUCAUCCGGCAACACAAGGCAGCGUGUCUGAGGAUCACAGCUCUCCUGGCCUGUAAGGACCUGCUGUGGAUCGGGACCAGUGCAGGGGUGGUCCUGACACUGUCUAUCCCAGCCGUCAGCUCUGGGACAGUGUCAGGGACGCUGCGGUCACCUCUGACCCCCAUGGGCUCUGCUCACGGACACACUGGCCAUGUGAGGUUCCUCACCUCCAUAGAACUACCUGAAGGCUUCGACGUCAACUUCCCCCUGCCCGCCGAUACCACAGGCAACCCAGCCCAGAGUGGUGUUGAAGGGGGUAAUGGGGGUCUGCAGAGGCGAGACUCCGCUCGCCGUCGAGCCUCCGCCCUCCUGCCCGUUAAAACCAAUCAGUUGGUGAUCUCCGGUGGCGACGGCUAUGAGGACUUCCGGCUGACCAAUAGCAGUGAGACAGUGGGGCGGGACGACAGUACCAACCACUUACUGCUGUGGAGGGUCUGAGCCAAUCAGGCGGCCCCAUUUAUCAAAACCCACCACUUCAGCACCAGCAACAUACUGCCCUGGAGGAUGUGAGGCUAAGCCCCUUGCCCCGGGUCUGAGCCAAUGAGAGUCCCCCGACCCAUUUAAAACCCACCCUUAGCAAAAACCACACAUAAACCCGGCCCCUCCUCAAACCCCGCCCCCGUUUUUAUGAGAGAGAGAGAGAGAGAGAGAGAGAGAGAGAGAGAGAGAGAGAGAGAGAGAG